AUGGCGAUUAACGUACCGUGGGUGACUCUGAGAGGCUGCGACAAGCCGAUGCCGGUGAUCGGAUUAGGAACCUCGUCGUAUCCUCCGGCGGAUCACGCGACGACCAAGGCAGCCAUACUCGAAGCCAUCAAGCUCGGCUACCGCCACUUCGACACCGCCUUCGCCUACGGCUCCGAGCGAGCCGUUGGCGCAGCCAUCGCCGAAGCCCUCCGCCUCGGCCUCGUCGCGUCCCGCCACGAACUCUUCGUCACCACCAAGCUCUGGGCGACCUUCGCCGAUCCUGGGCAGAUCGUCGCCGCCUGCAAAAUGAGCCUACAGAACUUGGGAUUGGAAUACGUGGAUAUGUACCUGAUACACUUGCCGGUGCGGCUGACGGAGCAGAUCCGCGCAGUUCCGGUGGCGGCGGAAGUGGUAAAAAGUUUGGAUGUGGAGGGGGCGUGGGGGGCCAUGGAAGAGUGCAAGAAGCUAGGGCUUACGAGAGGCAUAGGCGUCAGCAAUUUCUCCAGUAAAAUGAUCGAGCAUCUCGUCGCCAUCGCCACAAUUCCUCCAGCUCUAAAUCAAGUGGAGAUGAACACGGGAUGGCAGCAGAAGCAGCUGAGGGACACGUGCGAAGCGAAGGGUGUGCACGUGACGGCGUACUCUCCGCUGGGCGCCAACAAUACCAAAUGGGGAGACGCCAGGAUUCUCCGCAGCCAGCUGCUGGCCGCCAUUGCCCAAGCUAAGGGAAGAACCCCUGCGCAGGUGGGUCUGCGAUGGAUCUACGAGCAGAAGGUGAGCAUGGUGGUGAAGAGCUUCAACGGGGAGAGGAUGAAGGAGAAUCUCGGAAUAUUCGAUUGGUGUCUGGACGGCGGCGAUUUGGAGAAGAUAAGGUUGCAGAUUCCGCAGCGGAAAGCCGUCACUUUGGCCUCCAUUUUCGGACCUCAUCCCCUCAUUUUGGAGCUCGACAGGGAAUUAACUAAUUAAUUAACAGCACCACCACACCACACCCUUUCAUUUCUAAUACUAGCAUAUACGAGGCAGAUUGUAUUGUAUUAAUAUAUACCAAAAAGCCGUCGUCUUCUUACAUUGUACUUACUUUUUUUUUUUUAUUAGUAUAUUUUUUUUUAUGUUAGG
Messenger RNA from Andrographis paniculata, 1113 nucleotides. RefSeq names its product D-galacturonate reductase-like. Gene Ontology annotation, cellular component: cytosol. Lineage: Eukaryota; Viridiplantae; Streptophyta; Magnoliopsida; Lamiales; Acanthaceae. The record is from RefSeq and is a predicted model, not a curated record. The coding region runs from base 1 to 963 and encodes 320 amino acids. Gene Ontology annotation, molecular function: aldose reductase (NADPH) activity. The transcript is spliced from 4 exons.